AUGGCUCUGGAAGUUGUGAGGGUGCGCUACCGUGCACAUGCCGGCCAGCAACCCAAACGCCCGGUGCCACCUGCUGACUCGGGCGAGUGCGUUUCUCGCGUUUGCCUCUGGAACCGCAACUACUUGUUCCGCUCCAGCUUCAGCAAGCCCAGCCCCUGCGAGGAUUUCUACGAGCACGCAUGUGCGGACUUCCGGAACAGCCCAGGGGGCUUCGCACAGCAGCCGUACCCUCGUUGGAGCACCGGACAGCUCCUCCUUGAUUUUGAUAUGUUCUUCAUGAGAUUCCUCGCUAUCAAGGGACGACAGCCGAGACCCAUCGAAAGCAACUUUCUUGUUCAGGCAAUUCUGAGCUCCAUCUUCAAAACGCCGGACUACGAAACUGCAGUAGCCAACUACGUAGGCCUCAAGGCCCUGAUCACAUUGUCACCGUUCAUGCCGCCCGACUACAGAACGCUCUACGAAUUCGGCCUCGGAUCCGACAUCGAUCACUUCGAUACGCAGCUCGCGGCGUGUAGCGUAUUGCUAGAGAAGAUGUACCGCUACGGCGUCGGCAUAGCGGCCAAGCUAACGUCAAACCGGGAGUUCGCAAAUGUGUACAGGACGCACCACGACGACCAGCUCGCCGCACUCUUCAACAAAAUGCGCGUGACAAUCCGUGACAUGCUGCAAUCGCGGCGUUCCUGGUUCUCACAAGAUGAUAUCGCGACGGCGCAGCGAAAGCUGGAAAACAUGACGUUUGUUUUCGGCACGCAGGACAACUUUGUACAGUAUGAGGACUAUCGGCGGACACCGACUUUGGCACUGAAAUCUAAUGAGAGCGUGCUGGAGACCGUGUUUGCAAUAUUUUCACAUGCCUCAUCCAUCUACUGGAGUGCGCUCGGGAACGGUGCUGGCGGAAAUGUCACGGCAGCGUACGACAACGCAUACACGGCGUCUGUUUUCGAAUGGGGCAGCGAGUACCAGCCGACGAACAACCUAGUGUUUGCCCCGAACGGACUGGUGGGCUUCCUAAGCACCAUCUCGAGCACGAUUCCCUUCCAGCUUUAUCCCGCUGUUGUGGCGCCUCUGCUGAAGGCCUCGCUGCAGGCGCUUUUGCGCAGCAACUCUCUCUUCGACGACCGUAUGUUGCCGAGGAAAUGGUGGAGCGCAGAGUCUGUUGGUGCGUACGAGAACGUCACCCAGUGCCUGCGACGCCAGUAUGAAGCGGCCGAAAAUGCCAGCAGCGCGAGCAAUGCAACAUCAUGGGCGCCUUCCAGGUUUAGCGUGGCACGUCUAGAGGAAGACUUUCUGGACAAUGCAGUUUUAUGGCCGCUAUAUGAACUGUACGAACAAGCCCUCAUCGAAUACAAUGCCACGCGGCUUUACUAUGCUCUGCCAUUUGUCCACGUGUCCACCAGAGAGAUGUUCUUCUACAAUUACGCAUGGCUCUUUUGUGACAAAGCCAUCGCCUCCAGCCGAAAGCUUCAGCAAAGCUUGGGGAUGAGUCCGGCCAAGCUACGCCUUAAUGUGGCUUUAAGCAACUUUCCGCCCUUCCUGAAAACGUUUUCGUGCAUGGCAAAAAAGCAGCAGCGCUGCGAAGUCUGGAAACAAUUUGCUUGA
Molecule: messenger RNA, 1599 nt
Organism: Dermacentor silvarum
Lineage: Eukaryota; Metazoa; Arthropoda; Arachnida; Ixodida; Ixodidae
Product: neprilysin-2
Exons: 4
Coding region: 1-1599 (532 amino acids)
Biological process (GO): protein processing
Cellular component (GO): plasma membrane
Molecular function (GO): metalloendopeptidase activity
Source: RefSeq, a predicted model, not a curated record